AUGCUGCCUGGCCUUAUCUCCAACAAUGAGUCUGGCUUUGUUAAAGGUAGGAGUAUUUCAGAGAGUGUCAUGCUGGCACAGGAGAUUAUUCAUGGUAUUAAAAAACUUAAGGAAGGGGAUAAUGUGGUAAUUAAGUUAGACAUGGCAAAGGCAUACGACAGAGUGUCAUGGGCCUUUACUAGCCUGGUUUUAAUUGGAGAAUUUUUCAUUGACAUGGUGUGGAGGAUCAUGAGUAAUAAUUGGUACUCCAUCAUAGUCAAUGGGACAAGGCAUGGUUUUUUCCAUUCUACGAGAGGUCUCAAGCAGGGGAAUCCUCUUUCCCCAUCCCUAUUUAUUUUAGGGGCCGAGGUGCUAUCUCGAAUGCUCAAUAACCUAUAUGACAAUCAACAUUUCCAUGGGUUCCAAAUGGAUUUCAGAGGGCCUCAGAUUAAUCACUUAAGCUUCGCUGAUGAUGUUAUCAUAUUUACUUCAGGAAGAGAAGAAUCUCUGAAACUUAUUAUGGAAACACUGUCAACUUAUGAAGAUACUUCAGACCAACUCAUCAACAAAGGAAAAAGUCAUUUCAUGGUUCCUAAAGAUACUCCUCCUCACAUUAUUGACAUGAUCCAGGAAACCACUGGCUUCACUCAAAGAGACAGUCCCAUUAAUUACCUUGGCUGCCCCCUUUACAUAGGAAGACAAAGGAUUAUUUAUUAUUCAGAUUUGGUGGCAAAGGUUGUCGAAAAGAUCAGCGGCUGGUACUCUCGUAUCCUAAGUUUUGGUGGGAAAACCACUUUGAUUAAACAUGUACUCCAUUCAAUACCUAUUCAUACUAUGGCUACCAUUUCCCCCCCUAGAACUCCCUUGCAUUAUAUCAAAAGAGUGACAGCAGACUUCUUUUGGGGAAUGGACAGGGACAAGAAAAAAUACCAUUGGGCAUCUUGGGAAUCGCUUAGUCUUCCCUAUGAGGAGGGUGGCAUUGGUGUGAGGCAUCUUAACGACGUUUGCACGUCCCUCCAAAUUAAGCAGUGGUGGAACUUCAGGACCAAACACUCUUUAUGGGGCCAAUUUCUAAAAGCCAAGUAUUGCCAGAGGUCCAAUCCAGUAGCUAAGAAACGGGAUACAGGAGACUCUUUGGUAUGGAAAUACAUGGUGAAGAACAGGGAGAUGGUGGAAACUGAAAUAGGCUGGAGAAUAAAUUCUGGAAAUACUUUUUUCUAG
Solanum stenotomum is the source of this 1200-nucleotide messenger RNA. RefSeq lists its product as uncharacterized. The coding region runs from base 1 to 1200 and encodes 399 amino acids. The transcript has a single exon. The record is from RefSeq and is a predicted model, not a curated record. Lineage: Eukaryota; Viridiplantae; Streptophyta; Magnoliopsida; Solanales; Solanaceae.